AUGUCUUCUCAGCCAGAGUCCUCGCAAUCAUCCCAUGUAUCUGAUAUAGUGGAUCGGAACAAGACUUAUUUCAAUGAAAUAGCCGAGUCGUACGAUACUCAUCCCAUGCGAUCUAUGAUUGGUAGAAAAUGUGGAGAGGCUAUUAUUCGCGAAUACGGCCAUUUGUUCGAUGCAAAUACAACUGAAGUCAUGGACUUUGCCUGUGGAACAGGCUUGGUAUCUGAGAAGCUAGCUUCUCACUCAAAGUACAUACUCGGCGUAGAUGCAUCACAGGGAAUGGCGGAUGUAUACAAUCAGAAAUGCUGGCAACAGGGAAUCGACAAGAAAGAAAUGGAGGCAGUCUGUCAAAUGUUGACUGAAGAAGCAAGUGAAAAGGGAGAUCAAUUGAAUGGGAAGAGAUUUGAUAUCAUUGUGUGUUCUUCAUCCUACCAUCACUUUUCCUCUCCACAAGAUAUUACGCGUAUCCUCGCCUCCUAUCUCAAACCAUCUGGGCAUCUGAUAGUUCUCGAUCUGAAGUACGAUAAAGAGACUUCCCAUGUUUUCCAUUCGCGUAGUAAUCAUGAUGACCAUUUGCACAAACAUGAAGACGGUAAACAUAAUGAUGCCGUAGCCUCGCCUAACAAACAUGAAAACGGUAAACACAAUGAUGCCGUAGCUUCGCCUAAUUUGCAUGUGCAUAACCAUGAAGACGGCGGACAUGUCAUCGAUACCAUAGCCCAUCGAGGAGGAUUCAAGCUUGAAGACGUUAAAAGUGUGUUUGAAAAUACAAGUGUUUUAGACGACAUACGAGUGGAAAUCGCGUUUACUUUUGAGAAGUUUAUUGAAAGUGAUCAAAAGAGUUACGAGUUUGAGUACUGGAUCGCGUCUGGAAGGAAAUUUUGA
Molecule: messenger RNA, 882 nt
Organism: Paraglomus brasilianum
Lineage: Eukaryota; Fungi; Glomeromycota; Glomeromycetes; Paraglomerales; Paraglomeraceae
Source: the annotation of a GenBank genome assembly